Messenger RNA from Auxenochlorella protothecoides, 1203 nucleotides. RefSeq names its product Monomeric sarcosine oxidase. Bases 1 to 1203 code for a protein of 400 amino acids. Gene Ontology annotation, molecular function: flavin adenine dinucleotide binding; sarcosine oxidase activity. The record is from RefSeq and is a predicted model, not a curated record. The transcript is spliced from 6 exons. Lineage: Eukaryota; Viridiplantae; Chlorophyta; Trebouxiophyceae; Chlorellales; Chlorellaceae.
AUGGGCCACUACGACGUCAUCGUGGUUGGCGCGGGAGGCACGAUGGGUUCGAGUGCCAUGUACCACCUGGCAAGGUCUGGGUCCAAGGUGCUGGGUCUGGAGGCCCAGCCACAGGCUCCUCACACCGCCGGCUCACACCAUGGGCUGACACGGAUCAUCCGCCUGGCCUACGCAGAGCACCCUUGCUACGUCCCCCUCCUGAAGCGUGCCUUCGAGCUCUGGCGCCAGCUGGAGGUGGAGAGUGGGCAGGACCUGCUCAAGGAGACGGGGUGCAUAAACAUGUCACCCAAGUCGCUGCCAGACUCUUGUUUCAAGGGGGCGCAGGCCUCAGCCCAACUGCACGGCCUGACGCACGAGGUCCUGACGCCUGCCGAGCUGCAAGGACGAUGCCCUGGGUACGCGCCGCCCGAGGACUUCCAGAUCAUCUUGGAGCCGGUGGGCGGCGUGCUCUGUCCCGAGCGAUGCAUCGCAGCCCACCUCGCGGGCGCCGCGGCCGCCGGGGCGGAGGUGCUGUACGGCGCCGCCGUCACGCGAUGGGGUGUAGAACCCGGCGGCCAGGUCAGCGUCCAGGCAGGGCCCGACGCUCAGACCCACACGGCCGACAGGCUCAUCCUGGCCCCCGGCGCCUGGCUUCCCAGGCUCGUCCCUGAGCUCAAGAGCUUGCUGACCGUGGAGCGCCAGGUGGUCGGCUGGUUUGACAUCGAGGGCGACGCCUCCCACUUCAGCCCAGACAGCUUCCCGGUGGCGGUGCUCGACGACGAGACCGGGAUGUUCUACGCCUUCCCCGCGGACGCGCACGGCUUCAAGAUCGGGAAGAUGCACCACCGACGGCAGGUCACCGAGCCGGACGCCCUGGACCGAGCCAUCGUCCCAGAGGACGAGGCCACGCUGCGAGUUGCAGUCCAGCGGUACUUCCCCGGCGCCGCAGGGAGGCUGAACCACGCGGCAGCCUGCCUCUUCACAAACACCCCAGAUGAGGACUUUGUGAUAGACGUGCACCCCCGCCACCCCCAGGUGAUCAUCUGCUCGGCGUGCUCAGGUCACGGCUUCAAGUUUGGCAGCGUGAUCGGGGAGGUCCUCAAGGAUCUUGCUCUGACGGGCGGCACAUCCCUGGACAUAGACUUCCUGAGGCUGAGCAGCCUUCGGAAGGGCCAGGCUGCGGUGCUCGAGGAGUUUGGCAAGCAGGAGCCCGCCUCGGCAUGA